AUGGCUGACAACCAGGACCAGCCAAUUAACCUAUCUCCUUAUGCUAAAGUGUCUUAUCCUCAACGGUUGAAGCAUGAAAUCCAGAAGCAGCACUAUGUAAGGUUUCUGGAUAUUUUUAAGAAGUUGUCGAUUAACAUUCCAUUUGCUAAGGCCCUGGAGAACAUGCCACACUAUGCCAAAUUUAUGAAGGAUCUUCUAUCUAAGAAGAGGAGAUUGAAGGAUGGUGAGACAGUGGCUUUGACAGAAGAGUGUAGUGCCCUGAUCCAAAAGAAGCUUCCACCAAAAUUGAAAGAUCCUGGAAGUUUCAGCAUCCCUAUUGCCAUUGGAGAUGUGGAAGUAGGGAAGGCACUUUGUGAUUUGGGGGCUAGCAUAAAUCUGAUGCCUUUGACUGUAUGUAGAGCCUUGGGAAUCAACACCCUGAAGGAUACUAAUCUUAUAUUGCACCUUGCUGAUAGAUCCAUCAAAAGACCAGAAGGUGUGGUUGAAGAUGUUCUGGUCAAGGUGGACAAGCUUAUUUUUCCAGUGGAUUUUUUUAUUCUAGAUAUGGAAGAAGAAGAUACUGAAAGCCCUCUACAGCUAGGGAGGCCAGUUUUAGCAACUGCUAGAUCCCUGAUUGAUGUUGAACAGGGGAAGCUGAUGCUAAGAGUGAAUGAAGAGACAGUUACAAUUGAUGUAUUUGAAGCCAUUAAACAUCCUGUUGAUGUGGAGCAUUGUUUCAGGAUUGACAUUAUACAGGAGGUUGUGAAAGAAGUGACGGGAGAAGAGAACCUGUUAUUGGAGGAAGACAAAAGUAAGGAAGAAAUGAGUGGGGAAUUUUAUCAGGAGGAACUAGUAGUUGAAGAGCUUGAAAAGAAGGUGGAUGACAUUCCUAAGGGAGCACCUAAGGUGGAACUGAAAGAACUAUCUUCAAAUUUGAAGUAUGUGUUCCUUGGGGAUGAUGAAACCUACCUAGCCAUUAUCAAUGCAUUUUUGUCUGAAGGGGAGGAAGUGAAGUUGGUUGAGGUACUCAAGAAGAACAAGACAGUCAUGGGCUAG
Gastrolobium bilobum is the source of this 1035-nucleotide messenger RNA. RefSeq lists its product as uncharacterized. NCBI's taxonomy places the organism in Eukaryota, Viridiplantae, Streptophyta, Magnoliopsida, Fabales, Fabaceae. The coding region runs from base 1 to 1035 and encodes 344 amino acids. The record is from RefSeq and is a predicted model, not a curated record. The transcript has a single exon.